This is a messenger RNA of Syzygium oleosum, 1655 nucleotides long. RefSeq names its product pectate lyase-like. Bases 278 to 1597 code for a protein of 439 amino acids. NCBI's taxonomy places the organism in Eukaryota, Viridiplantae, Streptophyta, Magnoliopsida, Myrtales, Myrtaceae. The transcript has 4 exons. Gene Ontology annotation, molecular function: pectate lyase activity. The record is from RefSeq and is a predicted model, not a curated record.
CGAAUGCGUUCAAGCCUUGAGCCGAACCGACGCCGCCGACGAGAGAAGGAUAUCGAUGGCAAGAGCUUAGCGUAUUCCGGUCGCCCCAAUAAGUAGUCUUGGCAAGGUCUGAUCGCUAACUGAGCGAAAAACUGCGGGAUCCCACGGCGACAGACCUUAGCCAUCACUAACAUUGUUUCGUUCCGAGGCGACCUGGACCCUUGGCCUGUCGAUACGGAGAAAAAGGAAAAUCGAAAAAAAGUGAGAAUCGAGUCGAAAAAUAUAUCGGAAAAAAGACAUGGAGGCAAUUAAGCUCGUCGGAUUCAUCUUGGCCUUGUCCUUGGCUGUUCUAGUUCCGAGCCUCGAGGCUCAUAUCGGGGAGUUCGACGAGUACUGGCAAAAGCGCGCGGAGGAGGCCCAGAAGGACGCUCUCGAGGCAUAUAACCCCGACCCCGAAAACGUCACUGCCCAUUUCAAUUCGCGCGUUCACAGGGUCCUAGAUGGAACCAACAGUACAAGGAGGCAAUUGCACAUGCACAAACACACCGGCCCAUGCAUCGCCACGAACCCGAUCGACCGGUGCUGGCGGUGCAGGAAGAACUGGGCAAAGGAGCGGAAGAGGCUGGCCAAGUGCGUGCUCGGAUUCGGCCGCAAGACCACGGGAGGCAAGAGCGGUAAAUACUACGUCGUCUACGAUCCCUCGGACAACAAUGUGGUCAACCCGAAGCCCGGGACGCUCCGCCACGCCGUGAUCCAGAGGCAGCCACUGUGGAUCAUCUUCUCACGCAGCAUGGUCAUCAGGCUGAACCAGGAGCUGCUGGUGACGAGCCACAAGACAAUAGACGGCCGGGGUGCGAAUGUGCACAUCGCCUACGGUGCCGGCAUCAUGAUCCAGUUCGCCAAGAACGUGAUCAUCCACGGGCUACACAUCCACGACAUCGUCGCAAAGCCUGGGGGCACCAUCAGGGACUCGGUGGACCACCUGGGGUUCAGGACACGGAGCGACGGGGAUGGCAUCUCCAUCUUCGGCUCGACCAACAUCUGGAUCGACCAUGUGUCCAUGGCAAGAUGCCAGGAUGGGCUCAUCGACGCCAUCGAGGGCUCCACUGCCAUCACCAUCUCAAACGGCCACUACACCCACCAUAACGACGUGAUGCUCUUCGGCGCGAGCGACUUGUACCAGGGAGACAAGAUAAUGCAAGUGACAGUCGCGUUCAACCACUUUGGUCGGGGCCUGAUUCAGCGGAUGCCGAGGUGCCGAUGGGGCUUCUUCCACGUCGUCAACAACGACUACACCCAUUGGCUCAUGUACGCCAUCGGGGGCAGCUCGCAGCCCACCAUCAUCUCCCAGGGCAACCGCUUCAUCGCCCCGCCCAACUUGGCCGCUAAGGAGGUGACCAAGAGGGACUAUGCGUCGCCAAACGAGUGGCGCAACUGGACGUGGAGAUCGCAGGGCGAUCUGUUGAUGAACGGGGCCUUCUUCGUGCAGUCGGGGAAGCCGCUGAUGAAGAAGCCGUUCGGGAGGCUGGACAUGAUCAAGGCGAAGCCCGGGACGUUCGUGACUCGGCUCACGCGCAUGUCCGGCGCUCUCAAUUGCAACCCUAACCGCAAGUGCUAAGUUUAGACACUCGGUAAAACAUCACUGUACAAUCGAGUGUUUCGGUUUGGGGGGGCGG